UCAACUAACUUUCGAUUCUUGUUUGGGCCAUUUUCUUGUGCAUCUGGUGUAAAUGUGUGGACACAUGCAUAUGCAUAUAUUUUUGUGAUGGUUAACCUUAUUAGGCUGGUAUAUCUCAUCCUAAAGCUUUGUAGUCAUACAGCUCAUAUUUUGCAAAUAAUGCAGUCAGUUAUCGAGGCAGGCGUGACCUUUGAGGAUACUGAUGUUAUUGUAAAUGGCCGUGCUACUUUUAGUAUAUUUGUCCUUGUGUUCUUGGUAGGAUCGUGUAGUAGCGUUAUGCUAUUAUGAAAUUUCCCAUUACUUUAUAUGUCUUUGGACUGUUGGAUCAUACCUUACAUAAUAAUAAUAUAAUUGAUGUCUGAGAAAAUUAUAUAUUUUAACCGAGUAAUAGCCUAGUGGAAAGGACCCAACCUUGAUUUGGGGUUCAUGUCACCCAGAGCGGAAACUGGGGAAGGACCAUUGACGAAUCUUGGGAAAAGAGGGUUUGGCGGUGGGGUUUCUUCCAUAUGAAGAAAAUGAUAACAGAAUAGAUCACAUGUUACAGCCCCACUGAAGGUCUGUAUUCCAUUUAUAGUAUUUAAUUUCUUGGAGGCUAUGUCAUAACUGUUGAAGUAUUGAGUUAUUUGCUGUUAUUUUUCCUUUUUAGUUUAGUAAUUUUAUUUCUGAAAUUCAGUUAUUUAGUUGAGAUAGAAUAGGAUUUUAUUAGUAUCCUGGUUGAAGGUCGUAUAAGAUUUUAUUAGUUUCCUAGUUAGAAAUAGAAUAGGAGUCUUUGGUCUAUUUAUUUUCUCAGAUGUGAAUAAAUUAAUAAGCAGAAUAUUUUUUUAUCCUCAAACGUUGUUUCUUCUUCUCUGCAGUCUAUAGAACAACAAUUGGUAUCAGCGUCAGGUUCUUGAGGGAUCUGUGAGAGAAAAGACCCCCAAAAAUAACCCUGCAUAAAAGUCAAUACUGUUAUGGCAUCCAACAAUUUCCCAAUUCCUUUACCCCAUUUUUUUCUAAUGAGAAUUAUCCAAUUUGGGCUCUCAAGAUGAGAACAUACUUGCGAACAUAUGAUCUGUGGGAAGUGGUAGAGGUUGGAGUAGAGGCAAAUCCUUUGCCAAAUAAUCCAACUAUGGCGCAAAUUAAGAAUCACAGAGAAGAGGUUUCAAAAAACUUUAAAGCUCUCUCUUGCAUACAAUCAACACUUUCGGAAGAAUUUUCGCAAGAGUUAUGGCGAGUGAGACUGCAAAAGAGGCUUGGGACAAGUUGAAAGAAGAAUUUCACGGAAGUGACAAGAUCAGGCAAAUAAAAGUGAGAAAUCUGAGAAGAGAGUUUGAAAUUCUCAGAAUGAAGGAUUCAGAAACUAUUGAAGAAUUCUCUAACAAGUUGAUGAAGGUUGUAAACCAAAUCAAACUUAUAUGGGAGAAGAGCUUACAGAUUCAAGAAUCGUGGAAUAGAAUCUUGUGAGUUUGUCAGAAAGAUUUGAAGCAAAGAUCUCCUCACUUGAAGAUUCGAAGGAUCUCACCAGACUGUCACCUUCAGAAUUUGUACAUGCUCUUUAAGCUCAAGAGCAAAGAAGAUACUUGAAGCUAAAAGAAGCUACUGAAACUGCUCUUCAAGCCAAGUUCAAAGGGGAGAUGCAAAUGCAAGAGGAAGGUAAAAUCCCAGAAACUUCUACUAAUUCUAGUAGAAAUAAUCAAGACGAUUCUCGCAAUGGAGUCAAGAAGAGAGAAAACUUUCUUCCAUGCAAGUAUUGCAGAAAAAUUAAUCAUAAAGAGGAUGAUUGUUGGUUUAAGGGGAAGGAACCACCUUUUCGGUGUAGAUAUUGCAAUGAGCUUGGUCAUAUUGAAAGGUUUUGCAGAGUGAAGAAGAACGACCAACAAACUCAAAAAGCAACGUUUCGGAAGUUGAAGAAUAGGAGGAGUUUGUGUUUACGACGAUGGCAGCAACAAGAUUGAAUGAUUAAAACACAUGGUUUUUGGACAGUGGUUGCACUCAACACAUGACCAACAAACAAGAAUAUUUUACGAAGUUGGAAUCUGCUAAAGGUAGUGUCAAGUUGGCCGAUAAAACUGAGUUGGAGAUUGUUGGUAAAGGAACUAUGGCAAUUGAAGCUCCCAAAGGUACUAAAUUUAUUCAAGAUGUUUUGUUGGUACCUGAUCUUGACCAAAAUCUAUUGAGUGUUGGUCAAAUGCUAGAACAAGAUUAUAUGUUAUUGUUCAACAACAACAACAAACCCAAUAUAUUCCCACAUAGUGGGGGCUGGGGAGGGUAGAGUGUACGCAGUCCAUACCAUUACCUCUAAAGAAGUAGAGAGGCUGUUCAAAGACAAAAAGUGUGUUGUUUCUGAAUCUAGCGGCCAAGAAGUGAUUACGGUUGAAAUGAUAGAAAGAAGUUUUCCUUUGAAUUGGAACUCAAAUUCUGAGCAAGUUUGUCGAAUUAGUCAAUGUGAUCAGGUUAUUGUGACCACUAAGCACAACGAUGACAGAGAGUAUAUCUGGGAAUCACAAGCAGGUGGUUCAUUCACUAUUACGAGGGAUGUAAAUGUUGAGCAAUUGGGCAGAGAAACAAAGAUAACUCUCUUCCUCAAGGAAGAUCAGCUGGAGUACUUGGAAGAACGGAGAAUCACAAGCAGAUGGUUCAUUCACUGUUACGAGGGAUGUAAAUGUUGAGCAAUUGGGCAGAGAAACAAAGAUAAAUCUCUUCCUCAAGGAAGACCAGCUGGAGUACUUGGAAGAACAACAGAGAAUCAAGGACCUCGUAAAGCACUCUGAAUUCAUUAGCUAUCCAAUUUUCGUCUGGACUGAGAAGACUACUGAGAAAGAAAUGAGUAAUGAUGAAGACGAUGAGGGUUCAAGUAAGCAGGCUCUACUUAAUCUUACACAAGAUCAGGGUGGAAAUUAUCUUUUCGAGUUUGAUAGCACCGUGACUAGUGUCGGGACUUUGUUGCCUCAUCAAUUACAGCUUGUGGGGAAGUGGGGAAAGCUACUUCCGAAAAACCUGAUGUUCCGCAUGAUGAGCAACUCACUGCAGCACAAAUGGGGCGUCAGAUUAAGUUACUGCAGAAACUCCACAGUCAAUUGGUCAUUGGAGGUAUUCUAUCAGAGGACGAUUUUUGGGCCGCUAGGAAGAGGCUGCUAGAGUAGACUGAAAACAAGAAGCCAAAACAGCGGGUAGCUUUAAAAAAUGACGUAUGGAGUGUAAAACCAUUAUCCGAUGGUCAGACAAACAGAGUUACAUUUAACUUGACUCCAAAGGUUAUUCAUUAGAUUUUUGCUGAGAAACCAACUGUCCGCCAAGCAUAUUUAAACUUUGUUCCUGGAAAGAUGUCAGGAAAAGAAUUCAAAGAAUUCUGGACUAAAUAUUUAAGGGCUGAAUACCACCACAGUACAAAAAAUAUUGUUACUGCUUUUGCCAAGGCUUCUGAAGAUGAGGAGCUUGCAGUUUUCUUGAAACAAGAUGCUAUGUUAGCAUCUGAAGCUCGAAAAAAGAUGAACAACAUCAAGUUAUAUGUGUGGAGGGUGUUCAUUAUGGAUAACUUGAAGGAGCUUAUGCCCGAGUACUUUGGAUUUAUGAAGGGUGUUGUGGACUCUGAUGAUUUGCCUCUCAACAUCUCUCGUGAGAUGCUACAACAGAACAAGAUUCUCAAGGUGAUUAGGAAGAACCUUGUGAAGAAAUGUAUUGAGAUGUUCAAUGAAAUUGCUGUGAACAAGGAGGACUAUAACAAGUUCUAUGAGGCUUUCUCAAAGAACUUGAAGUUGGGCAUUCACGAAGACAAAAACAAAGACAAAUUGGCUGACCUCCUUCGUGACCACUCCACCAAUAGUGGUGAUGAGAUGACCAGCCUGAAGCAUUACGUCACUAGGAUGAAGGAGGGCCAGAAAGACAUCUACUAUAUAACUGGAGAAAGCAAGACGUUAGUUGAGAACUCGACAUUCUCGGAGCGUCUCAAAAAGAAAGGAUAUGAAGUGCUCUACAUGGUUGAUGCCAUUGAUGAAUAAGCUGCCCCGCUCUACAUGGUUGAUGCCAUUGAUGAAUACGCUGUGGGGCAGCUGAAAGAGUAUGACAGUAAGAAACUAGACUCUGCCACCAAGGAGGGAUUGAAGCUCGUUGAUAUAUUUAUUUGCUGCUAUUUUUCUUUUUUAGUUUAGUAAUUUUAUUUCUGAAAUUCAGUUGAGAUAGAAUAGGAUUUUAUUAGUAUCCUAGUUGAAGGUAGAAUAGGAUUUUAUUAGUUUCCUAGUUAGA
Messenger RNA from Capsicum annuum, 4221 nucleotides. RefSeq names its product heat shock protein 82. Bases 3303 to 3977 code for a protein of 224 amino acids. Gene Ontology annotation, molecular function: ATP binding; ATP-dependent protein folding chaperone; ATP hydrolysis activity. Gene Ontology annotation, cellular component: protein-containing complex; plasma membrane; cytosol. Gene Ontology annotation, biological process: protein folding; protein stabilization; cellular response to heat. The transcript has a single exon. NCBI's taxonomy places the organism in Eukaryota, Viridiplantae, Streptophyta, Magnoliopsida, Solanales, Solanaceae. The record is from RefSeq and is a predicted model, not a curated record.